UCUGGUGCCUUCGUUUUUUUUGCAUAUGGAUUUGAAUUGAUGUUCUACAAAUUCAAAGUGCCAAAUUUUGUCGUAUUAUUCCUCACGUCACUUAAUUUAGCCAGCGUAAUUGUCUUCCCAACAAUCGUGAUUCUCAAUAAUGAUUGGAGUCCUUACUACACGUGUCCUUGUACAAUUCUCUACACAAUCGUCUUUCUCAAACUCUGGUCCUACGCUCAUGUCAAUGCUUGGUGCAGAUCAGCAAUGAAGAACUCUAACAGUGUUAAAACAAAGAAACAGCUUCUUAAGACGAAUCAUUCCGUGCUUAAACGCAAACAGGAGAAUAGCAAUCUUGGAAAAGCAAUGAGCGCCUUCAAGGAGCCGGUGGAAUUGGAAACAGCACUUUUGAAACGCAAAAAAUUAAAUCAUGGAGGAAAUGGAGAGAACAACGUGGCUGAGAAUCCUGAUGAGGCGGAGGAGGAGCGAAAAGAGGCAGACGAUGUGCUCAUGGAUUUAAAAGAAAUGGAAUUGUUCAAGAUCUACCUCAACAUAACAGAAUAUCCCGAUAAUUUGACCUUGAGUGAUCUCUGUUACUUCAUGCUUGCACCCACUCUAUGCUACGAACUGAAUUUUCCGCUCACCUUCGGGAUUCGCAAACGAUUCCUUCUCAAGAGAAUUCUCGAGCUGGUGAGUCAGAUCAACUCAAAUCUUCCAGAUUCAAGAUGCAUGUACAUUAGAGCAUGCCACUUUUAA
Rodentolepis nana is the source of this 732-nucleotide messenger RNA. The record is from the annotation of a GenBank genome assembly. NCBI's taxonomy places the organism in Eukaryota, Metazoa, Platyhelminthes, Cestoda, Cyclophyllidea, Hymenolepididae.